Molecule: messenger RNA, 3535 nt
Organism: Perca flavescens (yellow perch)
Lineage: Eukaryota; Metazoa; Chordata; Actinopteri; Perciformes; Percidae
Gene: grm5a
Product: glutamate receptor, metabotropic 5a
Exons: 18
Coding region: 1-3492 (1163 amino acids)
Biological process (GO): G protein-coupled receptor signaling pathway
Cellular component (GO): membrane
Molecular function (GO): G protein-coupled receptor activity
Source: RefSeq, a predicted model, not a curated record
AUGGCAAGAGGUGUAAGGAGGAACACAGAGAUGGGAAAUAGAUUAGAGCUAUAUGUGAGGCUGCUGGCAGUGAGUGCAUUACUGGGAGCUGAUCUGAGCUGGCUGGGCCUGAAAGAUCAGGUUGGGGUCAAUGCCCAGAACACUGAGAGAAGGGUAUUGACACAUAUCCCUGGUGACAUCAUCAUAGGAGCGCUGUUCUCUGUCCACCACCAGCCACCUGCAGACAAGGUCCAUGAGCGAAAGUGUGGUGCGGUGCGUGAGCAGUAUGGGAUCCAGAGAGUGGAGGCCAUGAUGCACACUCUGGAUCGAAUCAACGCAGACCCCACUAUCCUCCCGAAUAUCACCCUGGGCUGCGAGAUCAGGGACUCAUGCUGGCACUCUGCGGUGGCGCUGGAGCAGAGCAUUGAGUUUAUUCGGGACACACUAGUGUCCAACGAAGAGGAGGAGAGCCAGGGCAGGUGUACUGCAGAAGCAGGGAGCCUGUUGCUGCAGUCGAAGAAGCCCAUUGUGGGACUGAUUGGACCAGGAUCUAGCUCUGUGGCCAUCCAGGUGCAAAAUCUCCUUCAACUCUUCAACAUCCCACAAAUAGCUUACUCAGCCACUAGCAUGGAUCUCAGUGACAAGAGCUUGUAUAAAUAUUUCAUGAGGGUGGUUCCAUCAGAUAUGCAACAGGCCAAAGCCAUGGUGGACAUUGUCAAGAAAUACAACUGGAGCUACGUGUCUGCAAUACACACAGAGGGUAAUUAUGGUGAGAGUGGAAUGGAAGCAUUUAAAGACAUGGCAGCAAAGGAGGGGAUCUGUAUCGCCCACUCUGAUAAGAUAUAUAGCAAUGCAGGCGAACAGAGCUUUGAUAAGCUAUUGCAGAAGCUACGAGCUCACCUGCCCAAAGCCAGGGUUGUGGCCUGCUUCUGCGAGGGCAUGACAGUCCGAGGCAUACUGAUGGCUAUGAGACGACAGGGCCUCGUGGGAGAGUUUCUGCUGGUUGGAAGUGAUGGCUGGGCAGACAGGUCUGACGUUACCGAUGGCUACCAGAGGGAGGCAGCUGGUGGAAUCACUAUAAAGCUAAAGUCGGCGUACGUGACCUGGUUCGACGAUUAUUACCUGAACCUGAAGCCUGACGCCAACCUGAGAAACCCCUGGUUCCCCGAGUUCUGGCAACAUCGCUUCCAAUGCAGGUUGAAGGGGCAUCCGCAGGAAAGCAGCAUGUUCAACCGCACUUGCACCUGGAGAGAGUCUCUUCGCCAUCAGUAUGCCCAAGAUACCAAGAUGGGCUUUGUCAUAAAUGCCAUCUAUUCCAUGGCUUACGGACUGCACGCCAUGCAGCAAUCCCUCUGUCCAGGAUAUAAGGGUUUGUGUGAGAACAUGCGGCCCAUUGAUGGCCGCAAGCUGCUGGAUUUCCUAAUGAGAACCAACUUUACUGGUGUGUCUGGGGAGACCAUCUACUUUGACCAGAGUGGAGACUCACCUGGCAGGUAUGAAAUCAUGAACUUCAAGCGCACAGGCGAGGAUGAGUACGCUUACAUCUAUGUGGGAAGCUGGGAUCAGGGUGGCCUUAAGAUGAAUGAUGAGGAAAUCUGGAGUAACAACAGUGACAUCAUCCAGUCAGUCUGCUCUGAGCCCUGUCAGAAGGCACAGAUCAAGGUGAUCCGUAAAGGAGAGGUGAGCUGCUGUUGGACUUGCACUCCCUGCAAGGAGAACGAGUUUGUGUUUGAUGAGUACACUUGUCGAGCCUGCGACCUUGGCUUCUGGCCCACAUAUGACCUCACUGGUUGUGAACCGAUCCCGGUGCAGUAUGUGCGUUGGGGGGAUCCAGAGCCCAUUGCUGCAGUGGUCUUCUCCUGCCUGGGCCUCAUGGCUACACUUUUUGUUACUUCUGUCUUCAUCAAAUUUUGGGACACUCCUGUGGUCAAGUCAUCCAGUCGUGAGCUCUGCUACAUCAUCCUAGUUGGAAUAUGUCUUGGCUACCUGUGCACUUUCACCCUUAUCGCCAAGCCCCACAUAGUCUACUGCUACCUCCAGCGGCUGGGAAUCGGCCUGUCCCCCGCCAUGAGCUACUCUGCGCUGGUCACCAAGACCAACCGUAUAGCACGGAUCCUGGCAGGCAGCAAGAAGAAAAUCUGCACCAAGAAGCCGCGCUUUAUGUCCGCCUGCGCACAAUUGGUCAUCGCCUUCCUACUCAUACUGUUGCAGCUUGGGAUUAUUGUGGCACUUUUCAUCAUAGAGCCACCACAGGUGAUCUAUGACUACCCCAGUAUUAGUGAAGUACAUUUGAUCUGCAAUCUGACCACUCUGGGGGUGGUGGCGCCGCUGGGCUACAAUGGCCUGCUUAUCCUGAGCUGCACCUUCUACGCCUUCAAGACUCGUAAUGUUCCGGCAAAUUUUAAUGAGGCCAAGUAUAUUGCCUUUACCAUGUACACCACCUGUAUCAUCUGGCUGGCCUUUGUUCCCAUUUACUUUGGCUCCAACUACAAGAUCAUAACCAUGUGCUUUAGUGUCAGCCUCAGUGCCACAGUGGCUCUCUGCUGCAUGUUUGUCCCAAAGGUGUACAUCAUGCUUGCCAAGCCUGAGAAAAAUGUGCGGAGUGCCUUCACAACAUCCACAGUGGUGCGCAUGCAUGUAGGUGAUGCCAAGAAAGCUGCCAAGACAGGCAAAACCUCGAGCAGCAUGGCCAACUUGUUUCGACGCCGUGGCUCUGCGCAGGACAUCAGUUCCAAUGGGAAAUCGGUGACAUGGGCGCAGAAUGAGCACAGCUACAGACCAAACAUAUGGAAGAGGAUGUCAUUCCAUGUCAAGAAAAAGGAAGCAGUCGAGGUGAACCAGACAGCCAUCAUCAAGCCCUUCUCUAAAGGAGGAGAUACACCUGCGGACACUGGUGUCAAAGAGCAGUAUGAGGAGCAACAGGUGUCUCAGCCUUUCACCUGCUCCCCCUCUCAGUCACCAAGGGGUUUCCAAGGAGGAGAGGCUGGAGAGGACGGACAAGCGUUACCCACCUACAUACCUGAGCACCCAGCUGGGGUUAGAAGAAGAGGCACCACAAUCAUGGACCAAAUCAGCUGUGUGGUUAACCGUUUCACUGCCAACAUUAGCGAGCUGAACACCAUGAUGCUGCCAGGGGGAGUCACCGUUAGCUCCACGUCCACCACUGCUUUGCCAGCAGCUGCAGAUGCCUCCCCCGGCCCACCUCAGUACCUCACAUCCAGGAGCAGACAGGCCCCCUCCAAUGCCACCACAUAUGCCGAAGUCGCGGUUGUCUCCAAUUUCUGCGAGAAUCGACCAGCAGGUAAGAUUUAUGAGCACCUGGCCGGGACUUGCGUGAGUAGCAGGCGAGCCAAGGAUAUGGAGGAGCUGGUGGCUCUGACACCUCCCUCCCCGUUUAGAGACUCGUCUCUGAGCUCCAGCGGAAGCUCACCCACCUCGAUGUCCCCGGCCUCUGAGGCUGAAUAUGAUCAGCUGCUGCUGAGACACUACAGCCAGAGCUCCUCCUCACUCUAAACCUGCUCUCCUUUCACUACACAUUUUUCUCCUUGUUUAUUGU